This is a messenger RNA of Thecamonas trahens ATCC 50062, 2520 nucleotides long. RefSeq lists its product as uncharacterized. Gene Ontology annotation, molecular function: ATP hydrolysis activity; ATP binding. NCBI's taxonomy places the organism in Eukaryota, Apusomonadida, Apusomonadidae. The record is from RefSeq and is a predicted model, not a curated record. The transcript has 2 exons. Bases 1 to 2520 code for a protein of 839 amino acids.
AUGCUCACACCGAACGCCAGCGUGUGUCAGAUGGAGACUGUAAGCGCCCACGUGGGCGCGCUCGUCGAGGAGGACGAGGACGUCCUCGAGUACAUCCUCUCCAUGGCCCUCUCCGACCGCCACGCCGCCGCCGAACCCAUCACUGACCUGCUCCUGGCCUCGGCCGACGACGGCGACCAGGACGACGUCCCGGCCCGAGUCGCCGCCAUGCUCACCGACCUCGCCCGUGCCGAGGGCUGGUCCGACACCGAUGCCAACGCCGACGCCGACGCCGCUGCUGCUGCCCCGCUCCCGCCCACCACCGAGGUUCUCGCCACAGCCGUCGUCCUCGGCAAGAUCAACAGCAGGAACGACGCCGACGACUCUGACCACGGCCGCAACCGCGACGAGGGCAAUGGCCGCGGCAGCAGCCGCAAGGGCCGACAGUCGGCCGGACGAGCCGGCAAGCGCCGGACCAAGCUCAGCAAGCGCCAGAAGCGGCUGAUGAAGAAGCGGGCGCAGCGGAGUGCUGCCAUGCAGCAGAGCGAUGCCGCCAUGGAGCCCGGAGCGCGGGCUGAUGACGGCUCGCUGCUGGACACCUUUGACGAGACCAUCGAGAACCGCGAGGCCGUGGCGCAGGUCUCACGUUUCCACUGGGAAACACACCGGUGCGAAGAGAUCGAGGUCGAGUUGCGCGACGUCAAUAUCCGGGCCGGCGAUCGCGACCUGCUCGUCAACGCGCCGUUGCGGCUUACUCCGGGGCGAAAGUAUGGGCUCGUCGGGCGCAACGGCGUCGGCAAGUCGACGCUGCUGCGGCACAUUGCCAACGGAACUCUAAUCGGCUUUCCGGUCAACGUCCGCGCGCUGUAUGUCGAGCAGGAAAUUGUGGGCUCGGCGGAUGAGACGCCGCUGGAGAGCGUGCUCGCGGCCGACACGGCGCGGCUGGCGCUUCUCGCCGAGGAGGUGCGGCUGGAGGCGGCCGUCGCCGAUCCCGAGGUGCGGAGCCACGUGGUGGCGCUCGCCGUCCUCGCCGACCGGGCCAAGGCUGUCGAGCGCGAGGCGCGCCUGGUGGCAUCGAAGCGGUCGGGCGCACGCGGCAAGGUGGCGCGGCGCCGGCUGCUCGACGCCGAGGCUGCGUACGCAGCUGCGUACGAGCUCGCAGUCGCUGCUGCUGCCGCCCCGGAGUCGGUGCCGGCCGACGACGUGCUCGCCGAGGAGCUUCUUGGCCAGGUCGUCGAGCGGCUGAUCGAGAUCGAGGCUGACACCGCGGAAGGACGUGCAACUAAGAUCCUGCGCGGGCUCAACUUUAGCGACACCGCUAUGAACGCGCCAACCGCCGAACUGUCCGGCGGGUGGCGGAUGCGGGUGGCGCUCGCGCGCGCACUGUUCAUGAAGCCCGACUUGCUCAUGCUCGACGAGCCGACCAACCAUCUCGACCUGCGGGCCAUUCUCUGGCUUCAGGCUUUCCUCUCGAGGUACGAGGGCAUGCUAGUGGUCGUAUCGCACGACCAGGCUUUCCUCGACGCGGUCGCCACCGACAUUAUUGUCUUUCGCAAGCUCACACUCACCUACUAUCCGGGCAACUUUUCGGCGUACGUGGCGAUCAAGGCUGACCUCGACGCCAAGGCUGCAACGCUGGCGGCCAACGACGCCAAGAAGCGAGCGGCCAUUGCCAAGUCGAUCGAGUACAACAAGACCCAGGCGCGCAAGAAGGGUGAUGACAAGCGGCUGAAACAGGUCACCUCGCGGCAGCGCAAGCUCGACCGCAUGGGCCUCGAGAAGCUCGAGUCCGGCAAGCGGUACAAAAAGUCGUACCACGGCUUCCGCGAGAAGGCCACUGUCGACACGCCCGAUCCGCCGAUCAGCUUCAUUUUCCCGUCGCCUUCGGCCGUCUCGACGCUCGGCGAUCUCAUCCAGGUCGACGACGUGACUGUCGGCUACGACCGCGACGUCGGCCCAGUUGUCCGCAAGGCGUCACUCGCUGUCGAGCGCGGCUCGCGCAUCGUCCUCCUCGGAGCCAACGGCUCGGGCAAGUCGACGCUCAUCAAGGUCAUUGUUGGCGAGCUUUCACCGUGGUCUGGCACCGUCAAUGUCGCUCGCGGCGUCAAGAUCGGCCACUACGCCCAGCACCACGCCGACGCGCUCGCGCUCGACCUAACCGCUGUUGAGUGGCUCCAUACCCAGUUCCCGGGCGGCUCGAUCCAGGACUACCGCAACUUUCUGGGCCGGUUCAACCUGACUGGCAACAAGGCGUUGCAGCCGAUGGAGACGCUGUCGGGUGGUGAGAAGGCGCGGGUGGUCUUCGCCACCAUGAUGUACGAGUGUCCGCACGUGCUGGUCAUUGACGAGCCGUCAAACCAUCUCGACCACGAUACGCUGGAGGCGCUCAUCGAGGCGCUCGAAGGCUACGAGGGUGCCGUCGUCCUCGUCUCGCACGACCAGCACCUGCUCUCGCGAUUCGGUGGUGUCGUUUACACCGUUCGCGAUGGGGCUGUGGAGCUGUUUGACGGGGGCGUCGCUGAGUACAUCGAAACGCUGUAG